UGCAGGUGAGAAGGGCUUUAGGAAAAUGAUGCUGGGAUGUAGGAACAUUACUAAAAAGCCCCAGUCCUGUUUUGAUACUAUUGGCGGGAGAGAAGGAAAGGUUUAAUAUUGUGGUGGCACAUUCAUGAGUUUACUAACUAUGGCUACUUCUUACCCACAACUCUUCCCCUCUAAUUCUUGCUAAGCAGCAGAUAGCAUGGAAGUUGACCUCAGAGAUGACCACGGGCACAAUAUCCCUGACUCUCCACUGUGUGUUUAGUUUUGCAGGAUACCAAGCUGGGAACUGUGAGCCAAACCCUAUGGUCAAACUGAUUCUUCGGGUGCUCAUGGCCCCCAUCCCUAUCACCCUAUUAAUCAUUGGCCUGACUAUCUUCUGCUUCUACCCCAUUGAUGAGGAAAGGAGGAAGGAGAACAGAGCAAAGAUGGAGGCAGCCAGGGACCCAUUAUGCCAGCAGUUAUGAUCCCAGAAACUAAUUCCAAAAGGGAGCUCAAGUGCUACUUUGCGUGAUCAUGAGGAUGCUGGUACAACUGAAGGAAUGAUA
Messenger RNA from Gracilinanus agilis (Agile Gracile Mouse Opossum), 542 nucleotides. RefSeq names its product sodium-dependent lysophosphatidylcholine symporter 1-like. The coding region runs from base 216 to 461 and encodes 81 amino acids. NCBI's taxonomy places the organism in Eukaryota, Metazoa, Chordata, Mammalia, Didelphimorphia, Didelphidae. The transcript has 2 exons. The record is from RefSeq and is a predicted model, not a curated record.